Molecule: messenger RNA, 1665 nt
Organism: Recurvomyces mirabilis
Lineage: Eukaryota; Fungi; Ascomycota; Dothideomycetes; Mycosphaerellales; Teratosphaeriaceae
Exons: 1
Coding region: 1-1665 (554 amino acids)
Source: RefSeq, a predicted model, not a curated record
AUGAACAGGUUCAUCAACAUCAAGCAGCGUUUCCGCAUUAGAAGACGGGGUUCGAAGAGCAACAAGAAUGAUCAAGGCUUGGCCUUGCCAAAGAUUGUGGUAGAAGGCAAGCAAGCGACUGGUGAGCAGCAGCAAGGUACGUUGAGCGCACCUGUAACCCCGAUCGAGCCCGCUGUCAGAGCACCAGAGGCAGCGGAGGUCGUCCGUCCGCAUAUGGCUGAUUCUGGGAUCCGGAAGGCGGGAUCAUCGUUAGUGUCACGAGGAGAAGAUGGAGAGCAAUCUGAGCAUCACCCCGAAGCUGUUGAGGUUCCUGGGUCAACACUUCUAAAUCGCACGGUAGAAACCGAAGACGUACACAGCGCGACGGCAGUAGACGAGUCAGAACUCCCAGCAGACUACGAACAAGCAGAGGAACAGUACCAGGAUGUCGAGGUCCAGGAUGACCAAACCGUUCGCGAGCCGAACUAUCUUGAGUUCGGCGCCGAGGACGAAGACGACUACACUGCCGGCCCUGCCCGCCUCGUUGCCACCAAUGAUGGCCUCAAGCCAUGCGCAGCACUACUUAUGACCCUCGAAUUGUCCGCCGUGAUCAAGGAGUCUGUGCGAGCUCAGCGAGGGUAUGAGACUGCGGAACGACGAGCUGCGCGCGAGAGCGAAGUCAUCACAAACUUCGAGAUGGCGUGCGAGCGGGAGAUCUCGAGUCAUCAGACUCGUCUUGCGUGCCUGGAGGAUGCGGCGGAGGCCUAUAAAAGCAUUGAGGUGAUGUUGCGAGAAGAGACGGCUGCGUUGGAGGCUAUGCUUCAGAACUCGAAGAUGGAGCGUAAGUGCAUUGACGCGCGUUUGCAGAGUCAGGCCACUACGCUCAGGGAGAUACAGGGCCUGACGAGCGCGUUUCUGGAGGAGGCUUUCGUCGCUGCGAACCUGCUGGGGCCUAGGACCGAGGAGGUGGAGCCAGAGCUUCCAGAUCUGGAUCUGCAAGAACAAUAUCAACUCUUCCGCGCUGGUGAGCGGAAGGAGCAAGGCUUAGAUGCAGAGGACGAGGUCACUGCACCGCUUGACACGACACGAGGGCACAUGUUGGCACCGCCACUAUCAUCAGAGGAGCAAGCGCGGCAGGAUCUUCGCGAUGCUCUUUGGGCGGCAGACGAGCGUCUGAAUCUCGCUAGGGCAGCUUUCAACCGCCGAAGCAAGGAUCGCGCGUACGAGGAAGACGAACGCGAGGUGCAAUUGCAGCGUGGCGAGCAGCUGCGAGAUGCGACGAUUGAGGACUUCGAUAGGAGAUGGUUCCUGCGGAAUCACGAGCUCACGCGCGAAGUCAUCGAUGCUGAAGCGGGCUUGCGCGAGGCGAAGGCCGCGAUGGUGGAAGGAGGUAUCGAGUACUCGAACGAUGAGGUCUUCUCUGGUUUCGCGGAUCGUGCUUCGGAUGGGUAUGGAAUGCAGUUUGAAGAUUUCCUUGUCAAGUCCGCGCCGCGGCCGAAGAUCACGCAGUGGUUGGACGCUUUGCCGGAGAAGGCUGGAACACCUCUGGAGGAUGAGUUCGUUGGGGAUGAGUGGGAGACGGAGACGAGGUCUGUGGGGAUUGAUGAUAGUGCUAGUGCUGUGCCUGAGGACCCGGUGCAUAAGGAGCGAAUCGCUAAGUGGAGGAGAUUGUGUGGGCUUGAGUGA